AAGGUCAGCCGGCGGGCCGGCCAUGCAGCUGUACGGCCCGCUGUGCCCGCCCUACCCCGCGGGAGGUCCCGGAUCCACCACCACCGCCAAGGCCUCAUCGCCGCCGCCGAGCCCCUCCGGGCGCGGUGACCGCCCGCCCCCUCAGCCCAACGCCGCCGCCGAGGCCGCCAUGCCCGCCUUCGCCUCCUGCUUCGAAGCCGGGCCCGGGGGCUCCUGCCGCCCCACUCCUCCGCCGCCUCCUCCUCCUCCUCCUCCGCCUCACUACAAGUCUACAGCGCACAUGACCGUGCAGGGCCUGCCCAUCCGCCGCGGGCCCCCGGCCUGGCUGCUGGAGGAGCUGCUGCUCCGGCCGGACCGGCCCGAGCCCCGGAGCCCCCCUCCGCCGCCGCCCCCUCCGCCCGUCCGGCCCGACGGGCGUGACGAGAAGCUGUCCCGGCAGCACCUGGCCGAGGUGGACAGGCAGGACCGGUACCUGCGGCAGCGGGGCAGGUUCCGCUUCCACAUCAUCCCCGACGGCAACUGCCUGUACCGCGCCGUCAGCCGGGCGGUGCACGGGGACCAGAGCCGCCACCGGGACCUCCGGGAGCGGACCGUCCACUACGUGGCCGACCACCUGGACCAGUUCGGGCCCCUCAUCGAGGGCGACGUGGGCGAGUUCCUCGUCGCCGCCGCCCAGGACGGGGCCUGGGCCGGCUACCCGGAGCUGCUGGCCAUGGGGCGCAUGCUGGGCGUCACCGUCCGCCUGACCACGGGCGGCCGGCCGGAGAGCCCCACGGUGGCCACCAUGAGCCACUUCCUGGGCCCGGAGGACGCCCGCAGGCCCGCCAUCUGGCUCAGCUGGCUCAGCAACGGCCACUACGAUGCCGUCUUCGACCGCUGCCACCCCAACCCCGAGUACGACAGCUGGUGCCGGCGGGCCCAGCUGCAGAGGAGACGGGACGAGGAGCUGGCCAAGGCCAUGGCCGUCUCCCUCUCCAAAAUGUACAUUGAGCAGAACACCUGCUCGUGAGGGCCUCGCCUCGCCACCCCGGGGCCACCGACAGUGGAGGUGGGCUUUGUUUUUUGGUAGUCGUCGUCGUUGGACACUGACACUGACCUCUCGUCGGGGUGGUGGCACUUUGAAGCUUCCAGGUAGACUGACUGUAAAACACCUGCUCUUGAGGGCCUCGCCUCGCCACCCGGGGCCACCAAGAGUGGAGGUGGGCUUUAUUUUUUGGUAGUCGUCGUCGUUGGACACUGACACUAACCUCUCGUCGGGGUGGUGGCACUUUGAAGCUUCCCGGUAGAUUGACUGUAAAACACCUGCUCUCGAGGGCCUCGCUUUGCCACCCAGGGCCACCAAGAGUGGAGGUGGGCUUUGUUUUUUGGUAGUCGUCGUCGUUGGACAUUGACACUAACCUCUCGUCGGGGUGGUGGCACUUUGAAGCUUCCCGGUAGAUUGACUGUAAAACAUCUGCUCUUGAGGGCCUGGCCUCGCCACCCAGGGCCACCAAGAGUGGAGAUUGGGUUUAUUUUUUGGUCGUCGUCGUCGUUGGACAUUGACACUGACCUCUCGUCGGGGUGGUGGCACUUUGAAGCUUCCCGGUAGAUUGUAAAACACCUGCUCGUGAGGGCCUCGCCUCGCCACCCAGGGCCACCAAGAGUGGAGGUGGGCUUUAUUUUUUGGUAGUCGUCGUUGUUGGACAUUGACACUAACCUCUCAUCGGGGUGGUGGCACUUUGAAGCUUCCCGGUAGAUUGACUGUAAAACACCUGCUCGUGAGGGCCUCGCAUCACCACCCAGGGCCAAGAGUGGAGAUCGGUUUAUUUUUGGUACUCAUCGUUGUUGGACAUUGACACUAACCUCUCAUCAGGGUAGUGGCACUUCGAAGCUUCCUGGUAGAUUGACUGUAAAACACCUCCUCGUGAGGGCCUCGCCUCACCACCCAGGGCCAAGAGUGGAGAUCGGGUUUAUUUUUGGUAGUCGUCGUUGUUGGACAUUGACACUAACCUCUCAUCGGGGUGGUGGCACUUUGAAGCUUCCCAGUAGAUUGACUGUAAAACACCUGCUCGUGAGGGCCUCGCGUCACCACCCAGGGCCAAGAGUGGAGAUCGGGUUUAUUUUUGGUAGUCGUCGUUGUUGUUGGACAUUGACACUAACCUCUCAUCGAGGUGAUGGCACUUCGAAGCUUCCCGGUAGAUUGACUGUAGCGGUGUGGCCUUAAUCGUUUCGUUCAAAUGCUUCUCGCACCCGGAGGUUGCCCUACACCCAAAGGAGUUGCCUGGGGGUCCCAAGCGCCGGCUGGCCCCGCUGCGGUGGAGAAGGUUGUCGUAAUAAUAAUAACGAUGGUAUUCAGCGCUUACUCUGUGCCGAGCACCGUUAUAAGCGCUGGGGUAGAU
Messenger RNA from Tachyglossus aculeatus (Australian echidna), 2378 nucleotides. It is a transcript of the gene OTUD1, whose product is annotated as OTU deubiquitinase 1. Gene Ontology annotation, molecular function: cysteine-type deubiquitinase activity. Gene Ontology annotation, biological process: protein deubiquitination. Bases 23 to 1009 code for a protein of 328 amino acids. The record is from RefSeq and is a predicted model, not a curated record. The transcript has a single exon. NCBI's taxonomy places the organism in Eukaryota, Metazoa, Chordata, Mammalia, Monotremata, Tachyglossidae.